Messenger RNA from Scomber japonicus (chub mackerel), 1860 nucleotides. Its product is annotated as NLR family CARD domain-containing protein 3-like. The transcript is spliced from 2 exons. NCBI's taxonomy places the organism in Eukaryota, Metazoa, Chordata, Actinopteri, Scombriformes, Scombridae. The record is from RefSeq and is a predicted model, not a curated record. The coding region runs from base 1 to 1860 and encodes 619 amino acids.
AUGCUGAACUUCCUGAGGACCAUGAAGCAGGAGGAGCUGGCUGACCGUCUGCAGAGCAGAACUCGUGCUGCAGAGGGUCGAAAUAAACUCAAGUCUAACCUGAAGGAGAAGUUCCAGUGUGUGUUUGAGGGGAUCGCUAAAGCAGGAAACCCAACCCUUCUGAAUCAGAUCCACACACCGCUCUACAUCACAGAGGGAGGGACUGCAGAGGUCAAUGAUGAACAUGAGAUCAGACAGAUUGAAACAGCAUCCAGGAAACCAGACAGACCAGAAACAACAAUCAGACAAGAAGACAUCUUUAAAGCCUCACCUGGAAGAGAUGAACCAAUCAGAACAGUGAUGACAAAGGGAGUGGCUGGCAUUGGGAAAACAGUCUUAACACAGAAGUUCACUCUGGACUGGGCUGAAGACAAAGCCAACCAGGACAUACACUUCACAUUUCCAUUCACUUUCAGAGAGCUGAAUGUGGUGAAAGAGAAAAGGUACAGCUUGGUGGAACUUGUUCAUCAUUUCUUUACUGAAACCAAAGAAGCAGGAAUCUGCAGGUUUGAAGAGUUCCAGGUUGUGUUCAUCUUUGACGGUCUGGAUGAGUGUCGACUUCCUCUGGACUUCCUCAACAAUGAGAUCCUGACUGAUGUUACAGAGUCCACCUCAGUGGAUGUGCUGCUGACAAACCUCAUCAGGGGAAACCUGCUUCCCUCUGCUCGCCUCUGGAUAACCACACGACCUGCAGCAGCCAAUCAGAUCCCUCCUGAGUGUGUUGGCAUGAUGACAGAGAUCAGAGGGUUCACUGACCCACAGAAGGAGGAGUACUUCAGCAGGAGAUUGAUAGAUGAGAAGCAGGCCAGAACCAUCGUCUCCCACAUCAAGACAUCACGAAGCCUCCACAUCAUGUGUCACAUCCCAGUCUUCUGCUGGAUCACUGCUACAGUUCUGGAGGAUGUGUUGAAAAGCAGAGAGGGAGGAGAGCUGCCGAAGACCCUGACUGAGAUGUACAUCCACUUCCUGGUGGUUCAGUCCAAAGUGAAGAACAUCAAGUAUGAUGGAGGAGCUGAGACAGAUCCACACUGGAAUCCAGAGAGCAGGGAGAUGAUUGAGUCUCUGGCAAAACUGGCUUUUGAGCAGCUGCAGAAAGGCAACCUGAUCUUCUAUGAAUCAGACCUGACAGAGUGUGGCAUCAAUAUCAGAGAAGCCUCAGUGUGCUCAGGAGUGUUCACACAGGUCUUUAAAGAGGAGAGAGGGCUGUACCAGGACAAGGUGUUCUGCUUCGUCCAUCUGAGUGUUCAGGAGUUUCUGGCUGCUCUUCAUGUCCAUCUGACAUUCAUCAAGUCUGGAGUCAAUCUGCUGACAGGAAAACAAACAAAAUCCCAGAAGUCUAAAACAUCAAGAAACAAAUCUGAACUCUUCUACCAGAGAGCUGUAGACGAGGCCUUGCAGAGUCCAAAUGGACACCUGGACUUGUUCCUCCGCUUCCUCCUGGGUCUUUCACUGCAGACCAAUCAGUCUCUCCUACGAGGUCUGCUGACACCGACAGGAAGUAGCUCACAAACCAAUCAGGAAACAGUUGACCACAUCAAGAAGAAGAUCAGCGAGAAUCUGUCUGCAGAGAGAAGCAUCAAUCUGUUCCACUGUCUGAAUGAACUGAAUGAUCGUUCUCUAGUGGAAGAGAUCCAACAGUACCUGAGAUCAGGAAGUCUCUCCACAGAUAAACUGUCUCCUGCUCAGUGGUCAGCUCUGGUCUUCAUCUUACUGUCAUCGGGAAAAGAUCUGGACGUGUUUGACCUGAAGAAAUACUCUGCUUCAGAGGAGGCUCUUCUGAGGCUGCUGCCAGUGGUCAAAGCCUCCAACAAAGCUCUGUAA